Molecule: messenger RNA, 1143 nt
Organism: Macrosteles quadrilineatus (aster leafhopper)
Lineage: Eukaryota; Metazoa; Arthropoda; Insecta; Hemiptera; Cicadellidae
Exons: 7
Coding region: 28-1143 (371 amino acids)
Source: RefSeq, a predicted model, not a curated record
UUGAAUCAUCGUUAGUAAAUCAAAUGUAUGCCUUUUGGGGAUAAUUUCAAGUUCAUAUUUAAAUUCGUUUUAAUGUGUAUCUGUCUUCUUUAUGUCUGUGUAUCAAAACUGGCUGACGCGUUGAAAAUGGGAAACAAACAAAAUCGCUUUGGCACAAAUAAAAAAUCUUACCAUGGCUGUAAAAAUCAAUAUCAAGUUAGAAUUUCUGAAGAGGAUUACCUACCAAUGACUCGAAAUAUGCAUUUUCAUCAUGGUGGAAGAACGACAACAAUCAAGACACCGAGUGAUAAAGGUCAGUGUAAGAAUGUUAGAAGCAACAAUGUUUUGGAUAAGAAUAUCAGAAUAAUAAAUAAUAAUAAUGGUAAUGCCUGCAUUGACGUAAAGGUGAAACAACAAUCGCCCCCAAAUACGACUAGUGUCAUAAGCAGUUCUCCAAUGUUGUCUCGAAAAACCAGUUAUGACUAUACUAACGCUCACAUAAGAAACAUGUUUCGAUACAGUAACUCACCCGGCGUAGAAGAGAUUUAUAAAAAUCCAUCUUGUGAAGAACCUUCUGUUGGUAAUAUACCAUCAAAGUUGGGCAGACCCUCCCUAUACCGAUGUGUAGCCAAGAAAUCAACAUCUAGAAGACUCAGUCACCGGUCUUCUAAAAAUAAAUGUGGAGUAUCUUCAACAUAUACUUCUUCUAGUUUUGUUUCAUCAUCCUCUCUUUCAACGAUUAUAUCUUACAAGAGAGUUCGCAGGAUAUUUAAAACAAUUAUUGAAGGGAAACAGGUGAGAAGGCGCAAUAAAAUUGAGAUAUCCAAGUUUAAAGAAAUGGAAGAAUUGGGAUUAGUUAUGGACGAAGGUACGUCAUUCUGUCGCCCUCGGUGGAGCGAGAAGUUCAUCACGAUGGUUUUAACAACAGCGGAGGCACCGAUAAAGGAAGCCGAUGAGUCCGACCAACCGAGGUCCUCACCCCAGACCUCUUUUUACCACUCGGACACACUACUGAGCCUACCUCAGUCAAACCGGAAGGAGUUAACGUCCCUCCUCCAGGAAGCACUCACUACCUCAUCGUCGCAGCCCACCGAGGCUGACCGUAUUCAGCCACCGCUUCAGAGCCCUUCGACCACCGAAAGGCUCCUGGCCUGGAAUCCUUAG